Musa acuminata AAA Group (dessert banana) is the source of this 2707-nucleotide messenger RNA. RefSeq names its product protein GRAVITROPIC IN THE LIGHT 1-like. The transcript has 3 exons. The coding region runs from base 1021 to 2409 and encodes 462 amino acids. Lineage: Eukaryota; Viridiplantae; Streptophyta; Magnoliopsida; Zingiberales; Musaceae. Gene Ontology annotation, biological process: negative gravitropism; response to red or far red light. The record is from RefSeq and is a predicted model, not a curated record.
UGUAAUGGGUUGUUGGAUUCAGAAACUUCGAGCGAACGGCGAGCCAUCGGGAAGGCCGCCUUUCGUCGAGCGUCGGGCAGUCAUCGGUGCUCUCCUCCUCACCAUCUUUAAGAAGAAGAUGCGUCAGGCGAUCCCCCGCAUCGCCGCUCGCCCAAAACCCUAAUCCUCCUCCCACACAAUGGCCUCCGGAACCACGCUUAUGAAGAUCAUCACCUUCGAUCCGGCGAUGGCGGCCUCCGCUACCCCGAACCCUACGACUGUGGCUGCCCUCUCCAUCCUCGGCAUGCCGGUGACCACGGAUCGGAAGCCCAGGUGGAGCACCUUCACCCAGAUCGAGAGCCAACCGAGACCAAUAGUUGCGUCGAUCGGACGCGGCGAGGUGGAUCAACUCGACCAGAUCAACAGCAACAGCGCAUCCAAACCGUCCACCACUGAGGUUAUAAAAGCAGUCCUUUUUUUUUUUUUUUUCUUUUUUUAGAUUAUAGUAGCAGUUAAUCCAAGCGUAAUCACGCACAAAUCGUAUCGCAUCGUAUAUGAUACGUACCGUCGGAUGAUUGCAAAGCACAGCCAAAAAGAAUGGGCAGGUCGCGAGGUCUGAUCGGCGAGAAGACUGACGGAUCACGGCGUCGCAUUAACGACCAACGGCCGCGCGGGCCAACCCCGAACGUUCACGGGUACGGGUUACGGAGUCGACGUUUGCGAGACUCGAUAAGUACGAGGCCAACCCCAAACCAAGCGGUGAACAGUUGGGAUGCAAGCGACGAAGAGGACCGUAGUUGUGCUUCGGACAAGAUCUCGCGAGACCUCUGGUGAUAGAUCUGCUUCCUAACGCUUCAACACAUCCUUUUCAUCCAGGAAGAGAGCUUUCUCCUCCGUGAUGGUAACCUGUUGAUAGCUCAGCUGUCAUCUUCUCUUUGUGACGCCAGACGAAGAAAUGUUUCCUCUUGGAAAUGAUAGGAAAUUGAAAUGUGGCGGUAGAAAGGUAGAACCAGGAGGCCUGUCAGAGGAGGGAGAAGGGACAUGGCGAACAAGGUCAUAACCAUCGGUCAUCUGCUUCAGCGAGCCGCCUCCUCCCCUCUCAGCCAUCAUCUUCCCGGAGGUCACGCGUUCGAAGACGGUGACUUCGAGGAGGAAGAGAAGGAGGAGAAGGGUGUUGGGAUCUGGGAUGAGGAAGGUCACAGCGCGUCCGCUACCCCUGGGGCUUCUCACAAGGGCAAGAUCAGGGAGAUGGAGAGCUUCAUCUACGAGGUGUUCGACGCGGCCUCCGCGGUGAAGCGAGCGUACGUGGGCGUUCAGGAGGCGCACAGCCCGUGGGACCCGGACAAGCUACGGGUGGCGGAUGCGGUAGUGGUGGCGGAGCUACGGAAGCUGGGGAGGCUGAGGGAUCGGUUCCGGCGGGGCUGCUUCAGCCCCUCUUCCGCCGGCCCACCGGCGGCGCCGUUGAGGGAUGCGGUAGCUCCGUACGAGGCGACGAUCGAAGAUCUGAAAGGACAACUGAGCGCGAAGAAUGCGGAGGUGGACAGCCUCAACGAGAAGUUGCGGAGCGCCACGCUCGGUGGGUUGGGAGGGAAAGGACGGCUCCAUUCCGGCAAGAGGGUCGGACGCAUCACCGUCGUCGGGGCGCCCGGCACGCCCACGCCGGAGCUGUUCGAGGCGUACAUGGAGCAAGUGAAGUCGGCGUCCAAGACCUUCACAUCCCACCUUCUCUCCCUUAUGCGCUCCGCCGGCUGGGACGUCGCCGCCGUCUUCCGAUCCAUCAUCGAAGGAGGCGGCGGCGGGGCGGCCAAGGAUCGCGCUCCGGCCAUUCCCAACCUGGAAGCCUGCCAUGCCAAGUACGCCCUGGAGGCGUACGUGAACGGCAAGCUGUUCCAAGGAUUCGAGAACGAGACGUUCUACCUGGAGGGAUCGCUGAGCUCACUGAUCAAUCCGGCGGAGUUCCGGCGCGACUGCUUCACCCAGUUCCAGGACAUGCGGGGGAUGGAGCCGGAGCAGUUGCUGGGCAUCCUCCCGGGAUGUCCCUUCGGGCGGUUCGCCGCCAGCAAGUACCUGGCCGUCGUGCACGACAAGAUGGAGGAGUCGCUGUUCGGCGGCGGGUCGGAGCAGAGGCAGCAGGUGCUGGCGGGGGCGCACCCACGGACGGCGUUCUACGGGGAGUUCCUCCGGCUGGCCAAGGCGGUGUGGCUGCUCCACCUACUGGCGUUCGCGCUGGACCCGGCACCGGCCCACUUCGAGGCGAGCAGGGGGGCGGAGUUCCACCCAAACUACAUGGAGAGCGUGGCCCGGUUCACCGGCGGUCGCGUGCCGCCCGCCUCGGUGGUGGGCUUCCCGGUCGGGCGGGGCUUCAGGCUCGGCAACGGAUCGGUGGUCCGUGCCAGGGUCUACCUCACCCCAAGAGCACAGCCUCACUGACGAAAUGGGUGAUCGGACAAGAGCGGACCAAUCCGCAAAAAGUAGUCUUCAUCUUCGUGGCAAUGCCCGUUUCCAUCUUACAUCUAAUAAGCCGUCUUUUCUCUUCUAUCUCUCUGUCUUUCCCAUUUAAACCAGUGAAUUAUGGGGGUAAAAAGGUCAUAAUAAUGUUGGUGAGUCGUUGAUGUAACUUAAUUAAGUCGUCGAUGUUUAUAAGAGUAUACAGAGGAUUUAUGUUUGUAGAAGACUGACCAUAAAAGAUUAAUAUACAUGACAAAAAUCCACGUGGAUUGACCAUUGA